Molecule: messenger RNA, 8912 nt
Organism: Pelobates cultripes (western spadefoot toad)
Lineage: Eukaryota; Metazoa; Chordata; Amphibia; Anura; Pelobatidae
Source: the annotation of a GenBank genome assembly
AUGGGUAACGUUAUUUCUACGAUUGAACGUCCCCUGGUUUCAUGGCUGGCGGGUACUCAACCCCCACCCAGGAAUUCUACUAAAAAAGAAUUCAGAAAACAGCCAAACAUCCAGCCUUCUACGGACAGGUAAGUGGAUAGCGGCUGCAGGUAUAUUAGAAGAUGGGGGUCAGAGUUUGAUAAAGAGUAGAAUAAAGGAUGGUUUGUUAAUGGGCAUCAUUUCUAUAAAUAACAGAACUUUCCUGUAGAUUGAAUUGUGUUGUCAUUAUAUGAAUGGGAGUAAAAUCCUUAAAAUGUGAAUUUGUGUUUGAUACUUGUUAUUUUUCCUAACUGAUGAGAUAAAAAAUGAACACAACAAUGAAUGUGUAGCUUAGCCCAUUUGUAGUGAUUGAUAUAAAAUAGGCAGGCAUUAUACACGGGGGUGCAGAAAAAAAAGGAAAAUAUAUAGGAAUUAAUAAAGGUGUUUUGAGUCCAUAAUCAGACAGCAUCAUUCUGGGAUGAAAUGAGUCUUGAAGAAUCUCACAGGUUUUACACAUUAAAUCAAAUUAUUUAACCACUAUAAUACAACCCAAAUAACAAUGCAUAAUAUAUAAUGACUUAUUUUAUCAUCUCCCAAAAUCAUUUGGUUGUUCCAGAAAUAUGACCUCAAAUGUGUGAAAUUUGAAACUUCACUAAUCAUUUUCUCUUUCCUAAACAGGCUACCUCUUAAAUCAGAGCCCCAGACAUUCCCCCAAUUAUCAUCUAAUCUGGAUAUUUCUCCAGAAACUGAGAAGGGGAAGAGAUGGGAGCCACGGGAGCAGAAUGGUGGGUUUGUGGAAGAAAUUCUAAAAUGUUGCCAACAAGGCACAGAGAGACGUCGCCUUCCCCCUUCUGUUACAUCUAAAUUUGCUGUGCUUGAUAAAAGGUAAAUACUAUAUGAUCACAUUAACAAAUUGCGAUAAUAACCUCUAGGCUGGGUGCUGGAAGAAUUAGCCUGACCUUUUUUGUUUUUGUGUUUUUGUUCAAAAGCUUUAGACAUUAUGAUACCUAUGUCAGAUAUAGAAAAGAGGAGAAGAAACCUGAUGUACCAUACUAUAUUCGGGUGACUCCAAAAAAAUCCAACUUGGAAAUUCGUUAUGCUCGACCACCUAGGUAAGUGUAUCAUGAGACACAGAAUGACUGACCAUAAUCCUAUAAGGUUAUCCAAAUAAAACUGCAGGGUCCUCAGUAAGCCAAUACCCUGGUUCUCUCACUGGCUAUCUGUGUACACAGGAAACCAAUGAGAGAAGAUCCACAGAUAGAGAAAGAUGUCAAUGUUCUUUAUGAGCCAACAUCACAAAUUUCUGAGGAGUACUACAGCAACUUGACUUACCAGGAAUUACCUAAUUUCUAUAAGAUAUGUAUUUUAAUAUAAACAGAAGCUUUAAUGGUAAAAAGUAAACUAUUUACUGAAAUUACUGUAACCAGAAUGUAAUGUGCGUAACAUAAAUCAUCUGAUAGUGUCACUAUAAGCUGUGCAAUAAUGACUGAUAGAUAACGAGUGAUAGGGUAGCUGAUGGACUGAAAGUGAGAGGAAAGCUGAAGAGGAAUAAGAUAAGUGACAAAAUGGGCUGAUGGAUGGAAAGGGAGAAAAGGAUAUAAUUGUUACAACUGUAUUUUAACGUUUCCUAUUUUAAUUGCAGGGACCCAUUCCUAUUCUCUAAGGUGAAGCCUAAAUUACUUCCAAAACAAUACAAAACAACUAAAAAGGCUGAAAGUGUAAAUUAUUGUGCAGAGUGUCAUAAACAGGAUAAUAUUCUACAACCUGCACCUGUCACAAGUCUAGAGGAUAUUCCUUAUCGGCCUUCUACGGACAGGUAAGUGGACAGUUGCUGCAGGUAUAUUAGAUGGGGUUAUUGGAAGAUGGGGAUCAGAGUUCGAUAGAGAUUAAAUUAAAGGAUGAUUUGUUAAUGGGCAUCAUUUCUGUAAAUACCAGAACUUUCCAGUAGAUUUACAUUUGUAGUGAUGGAAUUUGAAAUAAAAUAAGCAGGCAUGAUAUACAGGGGUGUUAAAAAAAAAAAAGUAAAAUAUAUUGGAAUUAAAGGGACACCAUAGUCACCAGAACAAUUACAGCUUAAUGUAGUGGUUCUGGUGUCUAUAGUCUGUCCCUGCAGGUUUUUUUUUUGUGUGAAUAAAAUGUGUUUACAUUGCUCCUUAGGGUCACCUCCAGUGGCAGUCACCCAGACAGCCACUAUAGGUGCUUCCUAUGGCAGUGCUGCAGAGUGUGUAGCACUGACAUUCAGCAUCUCCACUCUCUGCAUGGAGACACUGAACAUUCUUAUCAAGAUGCAUCAAUUUAUGAUUGGCCAUGGCAGCAUUGCCUUCGCCCCCAGCAUGCCUCCUUGGCUGAGAUAAUCAAAAUUGACUAACUCAGUCAAUCCAAUUCUUUCUUAAGGUAAAGCAUUGGAUUGGCUGAGAUCAUCAAUUCUGAGUUGGAAAAAAGGUGAAAUAUAACCUUUACUUUAGGGGGGCUAAGGCCCUAAAUAGUGAUAUUAAAACUAUAGUGUCAGGAAUACAUAUUUCUGUUUCUGACACAAUAAUGCCCCAUUUAUUAAAUGUGUUUUGAGACCCCAAAUAGACAGCACCAUCCUGGGAUGAAAUGCAUGAUGUAAUUAGUCCAGACGUAUCAAAGGUUUUACACAUCAAAUUGAAUUAUUUAAUCGUUAGAAUACAACCCAAAUAGCAAUGCAUAAUAUCUCAUGGCUUCUUGUAUCAUCUCCUAAACACACUCUGUUAUUCCAGAGAUAUAACAUCAAUUUAUUAAUGACCUUUUUGUUUUCUGGUGUGUUUUUCUUCAAAAUCUUUAGACAUUAUAAUAACUAUGUCAGAUUUGGAAAAGAGGAGAAGAUUCCCGAUGUACCAUACUAUAUUCGGGUGACUCCAAGAGAAACUAACCAACUAAUGACAUGUGCUCGGCCACCUAGGUAAGUGUAUCAUAAGACACAGAAUGACCGACCAUAAUCCAAUAAGGUUAUCCAAAUAAACCUUCAGGGUCCUCAGUAUACCAAUAUCUUGGUUCUCUUACUGGCUGGCUGUGUACACAGGAAACCAAUGAGAGAAUAAACACAGAUAGAGAAAGAUGUCAAUGUUCUUUCUGAGCCAACAUCACAAAUCUCAAAUUGGAAAAUUUAAUCAUUACAAUAUGACCCAAAUAAUAACCUGUAAUAUAUAAUGGCUUCUUCUAUCAUUUUCUAAACACACUCAGUUAUUACCGAAAUAUAACAUCAAACGUGAAAUAUGAAACUCCAAUAAUCAGUCUUUCUUUCCUAAACAGGCUACCACUUAAAGCAGAGCCCCAGACAUUCCCCCAGGUAUCACCUAAUCUGGAAAUCUCUCCAGAUCCUGAGAAAGGGAAGAGAUGGGAGCCACGGGAACAGAAUGAGGGGUUUGUGGAAGAAAGUCUAAAAUGUUGCCAAAAAAGCACAAAGAGACUUUGCCUUCCCCCUUCUGUUACAUCUAAAUUUGCUGUGCUUGAUAAAAGGUAAAUACUGUGUGAUCACAUUAAUCAAAGGGGAGACAUCUUUUUGUUUUCUAUUGUUGAUGUUUGUUUUAACAAAUUGAGAUUUUUGUCUCUCCACUGGGUGCUGGAAGAAUUAGCCUGACCUUUUGUUUUUUUUUGUGUUUUUCAUCAAACCAUUUAGACAUUAUAAUAACUAUGUCAGAUAUGGAAAAGAGGAGAAGAUUCCCGAUGUACCAUACUAUAUUCGGGUGACUCCACGAGAAACUAACCAACUAAUGACAUGUGCUCGGCCACCUAGGUAAGUGUAUCAUGAGACACAGAAUGACUGACCAUAAUCCUAUAACGUUAUCCAAAUAAACCUUCAGUGUCCUCAGUAAACCAAUACCCUGGUUCUCUCACUGGCUGUCUGUGUACACAGGAAACCAAUGAGAGAAUAAACACAGAUAGAGAAAGAUGUCAAUGCUCUUUCUGAGCCAACAUCACAAAUCUCAAAUUGGAAUAUUUAAUCAUUACAAUACAACCCAAAUAGCAAUGCAUAAUAUCUAAUGGCUUCUUGUAUCAUCUCUUAAACACACUCUGUUAUUCCAGAAAUAUAACAUCAAUUUAUUAAUGGUAAAAUAAAUAAAGGAAAAGAGACAGCGCCAGACAACCAGUAAGGCAGCAACCCAACAAGGGAAUCCCCCCAAAACCCUAAAAUACAGGAUAAAAGCAAAAUAUAAAAGGAGGGCUGCGCCAGAAUAAACAGUGUCCAGUAUCAAUAGUUAUUGAAGAUUUUUAUGUAAUUUUAACACCAUGGGACUUGUCUCCCCACAAGUAACCCUAUCCUUUGGUUUUUUUUUGUUGUUUUUUUUUUUGUUUUUUUUUGUUUUUUUAGUUCUCUUUUUCUAGCUUCCGUUUUUAGAUCGCCUUAUGGGGAACUACAAUACCCAUAAGGCCGUGCGACUAUACUGCCGAAAACCGGAAGUGAUGAUUAUCACAUGACCAAUUGUGUUUUUAAUUUUAUAAUCCUUCUCAUCUUCGUUUUUAAUAAAAAACCACUGAAUAUGCCUCAUUAACCUAUUUACUAUCUGAGAAUAAUUUAAUACUGUUAAUUUGAGAUGUAAAAAAGUAUCUUUAUUCUGAUUGGCCGAAAUUUUUUGGUGCCAAUUUUAAAUUGAACUAUGUCUAUAUAAACACUAUCUGCCAGGUUUUGUAUUAUAUUCCAUUUGAUAAAGUCUGUUAGACGAAACAUGUUAUGGAAAUUUAAUUUUGUAUAAUAAAUAUUAAAGUUUUUGGUUAACUGAUAGUCCCAACUACUUUUAUUUAUACAUGUACCCUGGCUAUUUAUCGUUUUAGUUCAUUGUUAUAUUUUAUAUACACUCUAUUCUGAUUUUAAUACUAUCUCUACAAGUUCCUGACAACCAAAGAAAUCCAUAGGUGGGGAUUAUUCCACCAGCGCUGACAUCAAAGAGCAGUUGGUCUGCUCUGUACUUGUAAGUACGUUUUUUUUUAUUCUCUUUUAUAAUUUACAGUUAUACAGAGAGCACUAUUUGGCUGUUUCUGUUUCCUUUGAGUUUUGGAUACCCUGACGAACCCAUCAUAAAUCCCAUAAGCGGGGAUUAUACCGCUGUGUGCGCUUUACCCUAGAGCUGGACAGAAGCUCUGGAAAUUGUGAGUUCGAUAUCAUUAAUCAAUUUUUACUUCAUUUGAACCGUACAUUCUGCACCAUCGUUUGUUCUCUCCUUUUAUCUUUUAUAUAUUACCUGAAGAUCGCGUUCCUGUACCUAAAGACGACAGAGAGGAUACCUUUUUAGGUCGGACUUUUUAUCUUCAAUAACUAUUGAUACUGGACACUGUUUAUUCUGGCGCAGCCCUCCUUUUAUAUUUUUCAAUUUAUUAAUGACCUUUUUGUUUUCUGGUGUGUUUUUCUUCAAAAUCUUUAGACAUUAUAAUAACUAUGUCCGAUUUGGCAAAGAGGAGAAGAUUCCCGAUGUACCAUACUAUAUUCGGGUGACUCCAAGAGAAACUAACCAACUAAUGACAUGUGCUCGGCCACCUAGGUAAGUGUAUCAUGAGACACAGAAUGACCGACCAUAAUCCUAUAAGGUUAUCCAAAUAAACCUUCAGUGUCCUCAGUAAACCAAUAUCUUGGUUCUCUUACUGGCUGUCUGUGUACACAGGAAACCAAUGAGAGAAUAAACACAGAUAGAGAAAGAUGUCAAUGCUCUUUCUGAGCCAACAUCACAAAUCUCAAAUUGGAAUAUUUAAUCAUUACAAUAUGAGCCAAAUAAUAACCUGUAAUAUAUAAUGGCUUCUUCUAUCAUUUCCUAAACACACUCAGUUAUUCCAGAAUAUUAGAGAUUUUAGUCUCUCCACUGGGUGCUGGAAGAAUUAGCCUGACCUUUUGUUUUUUUUGUGUGUUUUUCUUCAAACCCUUUAGACAUUAUAAUAACUAUGUCAGAUAUGGAAAAGAGGAGAAGAUUCCCGAUGUUCCAUACUAUAUUCGGGUGACUCCACAAGAAACUAACCAACUAAUGACAUAUGCUCGGCCACCUAGGUAAGUGUAUCAUGAGACACAGAAUGACUGACCAUAAUCUUAUAAGGUUAUCCAAAUAAACCUUCAGUGUCCUCAGUAAACCAAUACCCUGGUUCUCUCAUUGGCUGUCUGUGUACACAGGAAACCAAUGAGAGAAGAACCACAGAAGCUUUAAUGGUACAAAGUAAACUAUUUACUGGAAUUACUGUAACCAGAAUGUAAUGUGCGUAACAAUGAUCUGAUAGUGUCACUAAAAGAUGUACAAUAAUGACUGAUAGAUAACGAGUGAUAGGGUAGCUGAAGGACUGAAAGUGAGAGGAAAGCUGAAGAGGAAUAAGAUAAAUGACAAAAUGGGCUGAUGGAUGGAAAGGGAGAAAAGGAUAUAAUUGUUACAACUGUAUUUUAACUUUUCCUAUUUUUUAAUUGCAGAGACCCAUUCCUAUUCUCUAAGGUAAAGCCUAAAUUACUUCCAAAACAAUAUAAAACAACUAAAAAGGCUACAAAUGUCCAAGAAAAAGAAGUAGACAAAAAAGAACUGGAAAAUGAAAAAAAGUAUUCUGCAGAGUAUUGUAAACACAAUAUUAUUCCACAGCCUGAAGCGGUCAAAAGUCUAGAGGAUAUUCCCUGUCACUUGCUGCAGGCAAGGUCUCUAGAGCCUACAGAGAUUAUCACACAUAUAGAAGACAACACUUCUCUAGAAUGCCCUGUUUCUACUAUUAAACCUCAUACAAGUGGAUUGACAGAGGAGUUGCCAGUAAACCUUGGUCAGCCACAGUCCACUUUAGGUUGUCCACAUGAGCCUGCAAAUCUAGAUUCUCAGAACCCAGUUACAGCUAUUUUACUACAGCCUACCUUUCUAGAGCCUACAGAGGUUAUCACACAUCUAGAAGACAACACUUUUCUAGAAUGCCCAGUUAUUACUAUCGAACGUCAUACAAGUGGAUUAACAGAGGAAUUGCCAGUAAACCUUAGUCAGCCACAGUCCACUUUAGGUUGUCCACAUGAGCCUGCAAAUCUAGAUUCUCAGAACCCAGUUACAGCUAUUUUACUACAGCCUACCUCUCUAGAGCCUACAGAGGUUAUCACACAUCUAGAAGACAACACUUCUCUAGAAUGCCCUGUUACUACUAUCGGACCUCAUACAAGUGGAUUGAUAGAGGAGUUGCCAGUAAACCUUGGUCAGCAACAGUCCACUUUGGAUUGUCAACCUGAGCCUAUGAACCUAGAUUCCCGGGAGGCUGUCAAAGAUCAAGAUCCAGGUAUUCUGUUAGUGGGCCCAGUUUGUCCUGCCAAAUCAGGCACUAGUGAAAUGUUAGAGGAGCUGCCUGUAAACCUUGGUCAGCCACAGUCCACUUUGGAUUGUCAACCUGAGCCUAUGAAUCUACAUUCUCGGGAAGCUGUCAAAGAUCAAGAUCCAGGUAUUCUUCUAGUGGGCCCAGUUUGUCCUGCCAAAUCAAGCACUGGUGAAAUGUUAGAGGAGUUACCAGUAAGCUCUGACAUUGUGAGUUAUCACUCCAAAACUACUUUGGAUUGCCCCACUGUUCAGCCAGAGGAGUUGCUUCUAUUCAAUCAAAAGGUUACGCCUGAGCAGGAACAAACUGAGAUGAAGAAUAAUCAGCCAGGAAAACAUGUGUGUCUGAGCAGUGACCAUGAAGAGCAGCCAUUGCCAGAAGACAAAGAAAAAGAGCCACCUGGUGAGGCUGAUAUAGUUCGAAAGAAAAGUCAAGACCUUCCAGUACCUGUACUCCAAGAGAAGAAAAAUAUUGAAUCAAAGGUGGAAAGGAUACACUAUGACAGGGAAUCUUUACUUAAAUUCAAAUCUAUAACACAAGAGCCAAGGGAUUUGUCUGAGAUUGCAAAACUCUACCAAGGUAUGCUCAUUAGACCUCACCUUCGACCAGUAGAUCCAUCACGAUUUACCAACAGGAAAUGUACACCUCUAACUGCAAAUUUCAUCCACCCUGCUAAGGAUAAUUACAGACUGCCAUGUGGAAUGGGCCAAAUGAGGUCCCCGCAAGCUCCUAGUACAGAACUUCGCAAAAUCCUUCAAGUAAGUGAGAAUAUAAAACCGCAUACAUCUGAAAAGGCUUGGAAACCUCCCAUGAAAAGAGCAAAUGAAGAUCACACUCUUGCCAAGGCUCAAGAAUUGGUUCGCAAAGUUCGCAGCAUUCUAAAUAAAAUCACACCUCAGACAUUCCAGCACUUAACCAAGCAGGUGAAAGACCUCUCUAUACAUACAGAAUAUCAACUGAAAGGUGUUGUAGAAGUCAUCUUUGAAAAAGCAGUAGCAGAGCCACAUUUUGCUGUUGUAUACGCCAGCAUGUGCAACUGGCUAAUGAUGCUUGAGGUCCCAACGGAAGACAACCCUGAAGAAAGCAUUACAUUCCGUAGGCUGCUAAUAAGACUCUGCCAGAAGGAGUUUGAGAGAGUUGAAAAUGGGAAUGAAAAAACUGAGAAACUGCAAAAGGAACUGGAUGCUGCCACAUCACCGAGGGAAAAGGCCCUACUAAAAGACGAAUUAAGUGAUGCUUGUAAUAAAGCACGCAGGCGAUACCAAGGAAACAUCAAAUUUAUUGGGGAGCUAUUUAAGCUAAAAUUUCUCUCUGAAGACACCAUGAAAGACUGCCUAAUGAAACUACUAAACAGGAACAGCGAGGAGUCCAUCGAAUGUAUCUGCCUUUUGCUCACUACAAUUGGAAAAUCCUUGGAAAAUGGACAGUGUCGCUUGGACAACUAUAUCAACAAGAUUGACAUCUUUAUUAAAAACCAGAAAACCUCUUCGCGGAUUCGAUUUUUGGUGCAGGAUGUGAUGGAAUUAAGAAAAAAUAACUGGGUACCUCGACAUACACCUCAGGGACCGAAAACAAUAGAGCAAAUUCAUAAAGAGGUAGAACUGGAAUCUAGACGAAAAGAGCAGUGA